Messenger RNA from Perca fluviatilis (European perch), 1350 nucleotides. It is a transcript of the gene polr3g, whose product is annotated as polymerase (RNA) III (DNA directed) polypeptide G. Gene Ontology annotation, biological process: transcription by RNA polymerase III. The transcript has 8 exons. The record is from RefSeq and is a predicted model, not a curated record. Lineage: Eukaryota; Metazoa; Chordata; Actinopteri; Perciformes; Percidae. Bases 355 to 1002 code for a protein of 215 amino acids. Gene Ontology annotation, cellular component: RNA polymerase III complex.
CGUCAGGCAGGGGCGGGCCACGUUAAAGCCACAUUUACGCACACUGCUGAGUGUAGUGUAGUGUGUGCAAUAGGUUUCCACGCCGGUUAUAGCAAAACCGUAACAAUUCUCAGGUUUAGCUGUUCAUUUAUUGAAUUCAGGAGUUAGUUAACGUGCCGAACAACAGAUAAGACGGAGUAGCUGAAUGUUAAUGACAAGUAAACUCGAAAAGUGAAAACAUGGAGACGUAGUAAAGGCUAUAUAUGCCACUGAACAGCCCUGAAAUACGUCUCCACAUUAGGAGCACUUUACUAACAGUCCCAUAGUGAGUAUAACAACGUAUUGUAUGUGUUGGUACAGAGGAGGCUCGCAGCCAUGGCAGGCAAGGGUCGUGGAGUGGCUGCCUUCACCUUCAACAUCGAGGCUCUGGGCAUCGGCAGGGGCAGCAUGCCAGAAGCCAGGGUGGGGCCCAGUCCGCUGUUUCCAAACACAGACUUUAAGCCGGUGCCUCUGAAAGCCGGGGAGGAUGAGGACUACAUGCUGGCCUUAAAACAGGAGAUGAGGGGAACGAUGCAGCAGCUACCACAUAACAUCAAGCCUCAGUCCAAUAAAGCAGAAGUGGAGAGAUACACGGAGAGAUACCUGAAGCAAAGACAGAUAGACGAUGAGAAUUGGACUCCAGACUGGAACCUCCUCCCAAAAGAAUUGAUGCCCCAAAAGAAAAAACCUCGCGCUAAACCAGAGGCAAAGAAGAAAACUGUGAAGAUAUCGCGCAAAGACACCGAGGCCUUGCUGACUAAAUUAGAUGAACUGGAAAAGAAAGGUGACGGGAACCCUGAAAAAUCGGACGAUGAAACGGAAAAGAAAAAAGGGAAUGACGAAGAGGAAGAAGAAAUUGAAGCGGAAGAAUAUGACGAAGAGGAUAUCGAAGAGGAAAACGACUACAUCGACAGCUAUUUUGACAACGGCGAAGAUUUCGGUGCGGGCAGCGAUGACAAUAUGGACGCAGAGGCAACAUACUGACACCGUGACUCAUCCACGCAAGCUCACCGCUGACAUAAACAAUCACGUGAUUGUUUCCAUUGGUUAUAUAUUGUAGAUAAGUUGGGGAUGCUGUUUAGCAGAGUGAUAGUUUUUGGUUUGCUUUAUUUUGUGAUUUUUGAGAGGCGAGCUUUCCUUUAAAAGACUUUUGUAAAUAAGAAAUGCCAAACUAUGUGCUCACUGGCAAUAAUUUAUUCAAAAUAGAUGUAUUUAUUUUCCAGCCUGUGGCACAUUUCCACAGGUUGAAAGGCACAUACUGUCAACAUGAAAUGCUUUUUUCAGAAAGUAUCAAGUGAACACAGUGAUAAAAUAAAAGGGCUAUAUAACAAA